GAGACACGACUUACAAAGGAAUGAAUCUUAAGUGUCAUGGCGACUUACUAGGAAAUCAAGAAUUGAAGUAUUAGUAAAUAGAAGACCCUUUCUCUGUUACUUUAAUAAUUAUCUAUGGACUGAAAGCUAACUUCUUAGAGACGAAUAGUUUUCAACUGUGAACAAGUGAAUAAAUACAAUCUGGUGAUGUUAGAUGUUAAGAAGUAGAAGAUUUUAUGAAAUGAUUUGUUGGAGAGCCUGAACAAGACACUCACAAACCUUACAAAAUGAGUGAGAAAAGGCCUGAGCAGAGUAUAGCUGCCGCUAGAGCCAGUGUUAUGGUUUACGAUGAAACAAAUAAGAAGUGGAUUCAUGCUGGAUUAAGUCAUGGACUUAGCAAGGUUCAUAUUUAUCAUCAUUUAAUCAACUCAACCUUCCGGGUUGUAGGACGGAAACUACAGGAUCACGAGGUGGUGAUCAACUGUGCAAUCUUGAAGGGAUUAAAGUAUAACCAAGCAACUCCUACCUUUCAUCAAUGGCGGGAUAAUAAACAGGUUUACGGGUUGAACUUCAGUAGUAAGGAUGAUGCUGAUGUUUUUGCCACUGCAAUGCUCAAAGCUCUAGAGGUAAAACAUAUUUUUAAUUUUCUUGUCCUACAGGGGUAUCUUGGGUAGGUACAUUUUAAAAAU
Messenger RNA from Eurytemora carolleeae, 668 nucleotides. RefSeq names its product protein enabled homolog. Gene Ontology annotation, molecular function: SH3 domain binding. NCBI's taxonomy places the organism in Eukaryota, Metazoa, Arthropoda, Copepoda, Calanoida, Temoridae. Bases 267 to 653 code for a protein of 128 amino acids. The record is from RefSeq and is a predicted model, not a curated record. The transcript has 6 exons.